GAAGCAUCCACACCUGCAAACCCCCCAGAGCCUCGGUAAAUCUAUUAAUGGGACCAGAGCCGAGCCACAAGACUCCAGCCGAGCCAGUGUGUCUAUAUGGCACAAAAAACAAAAAAAAAUCUCCAGCCAUCGACCUUGCACAGACCGGAGCUCGUUAUCCGGCUUUCAGCUGUAAAGGCUCGUGUUGUGUUAGUCAAAAUACAGACCUUGAGCUGCCUCGUUUUGGUUUGUUGUCACCAUAUUUGGCCCGUGCGUUGGACAGUUAAACCAUUCAGGCUUAUUUGCGUAACAGAGUUUUCACACCCUUUAAAACUGACACACACAUCUUUAUUGUAGCUUCCAUGGAUUAUAUUAAGAUACAGCGAACGUGGAUUUCUGAAAAUAAUCCAACAACUGCUGGUGAUUUCCCUCCUUAUGUAUCUGCUUGUUGCAUAUAAGAUAAAUAAAAUAUGUUUCUAGCUGCGAUCGAGUCAACUCUCCUGCAGCUUUACAAGAAUUUUGGCCUAAUUCAAGAGACGGAGAAAAGACAAGGGGCGUGUUAAUAGGUGCUCGGCAGGGAAUAAAUCCUGCUUCAGAUGAGCAUUUAAUGGAGGAAAAAAAGAUCUUGCACUGAAAAGAUUGUAUAUAUGUUUUAAAAAGCUGCCUCAUGGCCUCAUCAUAUUAUCUAUAGAGCAUCAAGAUGAAGAAAAAUAGAUAAACAAGCUGGUGUGUGAUGGUGUGAUGUGAGUAAAUAGGAUGUAACGGCGUAGGAUGCUUUUAUUUUUAAACCAAAUCUCAUUCAGUUGUGUUAAAAAAAAAUCCUUGUCUUCCAAAUUGUUUAAUACAAUCUGUCCCCGCCCUCUAGCCUAUCACUGAUCACUGCCCCGCCCCAAACAAUACAUUUAUGACACACACACGCACACACACACACUCUCUGAGCCUAUUAUGUUAUUUUUAAACAACCAAACACUUGAUAAACAGUGAAUUAAACCUCCAAAUCUGAAGUUUUGAAAAUGCAGAAGCUCAAAAUUAAACAAAUUAAAAUGUCUUCAUGUAAGAAAAUCAGUCAUCCUUAUUUCUGACCCUUAUAAUAAAACCCCAGAGGAGUUUAUUAUACUUUAGAUGGUUAUUACUUCUUUAAGACGUGCUAAAUAAAUAAAAUAUUUGCACUCAAUUUACCCCAUAAGCCCAUUUCAGCUUUAUGCAACUUCUGACUACACUCCAGCAUCCUCUCCUACAAAUGGGGGAAUAAAAGUAAUGAAAAUGUCAAUACCAUAAAGUAGUGGUCCUUCGCGCAGCCAGAACCGGGAGUUUUUGAGGGAAGAGUGACAGCUCUUUGUUGCUGAAUAGAAAUCAGCGGCGAUGGAGAGAGAGAGAGGGAUUGAGGGAGAGACACCGAGCGAGAGAGGAGAGAGGCAGAGAGAGAGGGGAACUCCUCCUACCAAAUUAUUCAGACUGGGCAGGCUUUGCUCUCUUCACAAAUAGGACACGGUGCUCAAAUCCAGGCAGUCCCAACCUGACCUCCAAGCACCAAGGAACCCCUGACUGGGAUAUCGGGAGAGAGAGAGAGAGAGAGAGAGAAAGAGAGAGAGAGAAAUCACCAAAAAGAAACAACAACAGAAAAAAAACUUUGUGUCAUUAUUUUUGGCGAGUGUUCACACUGUAGCCCCCUCCCCUCCUCCCUCCCCAACACCACCACCACCACUUCCACACCGGUUUGUCGCGUCAUUUGGACUAUAUAUUUUUUCUGGAGGAGAGACAUUCACGGGAAGAAGGAAAAAGCUGGUGCACCACCACCACCACCUCCUCCUGUCCCACCCAUGUUGUAGUUUCUUCGUUCUUCUUUUUUUUCUUCCAGUUGCCUUUGCACUCUGGCGAGGAGGUGAUCUGAAUCUCUGGGGUUGUGUUGUUGUUGUUUUUUUUGUGUGUGUGCCUCUCUCAGAGCCUCAGAGCCCAUUUGGAUGCGCUGAGAGAGCGGGGCGCAGCGCUGCAGUACAGUAUAUGGAAGUUGUGGGCUGCAAGACAGAGGCAGGCAGUUGCACGUUGCGUCCAGGACCGGGAGCCAUGCUUUUCCACGGGAUCUCCGGGGAUCACAUCCAAGGGAUCAUGGAGGAGAUGGAGAGAAGGUCGAAAACGGAGUCGCGCCUGGCGAAGGGCAUGCAGCUGAACGGGAGAGAGUCGACCAUGCCUUCCAUGAGCCCGGAGAAGCCUGCUCUGUGUGCCGGCUGUGGCGGCAAGAUUUCGGAUAGAUACUACCUCCUGGCCGUGGACAAACAGUGGCACCUGCGGUGUCUCAAAUGCUGUGAAUGUAAACUAGCGCUGGAGUCGGAGCUAACGUGUUUUGCCAAGGAUGGGAGUAUCUAUUGCAAAGAGGAUUACUACAGGUUCUCAGUGCAGAGGUGCGCGCGCUGCCACCUCGGGAUAUCGGCCUCGGAGAUGGUGAUGCGGGCGCGCGACUCCGUGUACCACCUGAGCUGCUUCACGUGCACCACUUGCAACAAGACGCUGACCACGGGCGACCACUUCGGCAUGAAGGACAGCCUGGUGUACUGCCGGCUCCACUUCGAGACGCUGGUGCAGGGACCGGACUACCACCAGCAGCUCAACUUCGCCGAGCUGGCGGCCAAGGGCGGCGGCCUCACCCUACCCUACUUCAACGGCACCGGGACGGCGCAGAAGGGAAGGCCGCGCAAGAGGAAGAGCCCGGCGAUGGGGAUAGAUAUACCCAGCUACAACACAGGCUGUAACGAGAACGACACCGAUCACUUGGACCGGGACCAGCAGGCCUACGCUCCAACACAGAAGACCAAACGCAUGCGGACCUCCUUCAAGCACCAUCAGCUGCGGACAAUGAAAUCCUACUUUGCCAUCAACCACAACCCAGAUGCCAAGGACUUAAAGCAGCUGGCCCAGAAAACAGGCCUCACUAAGAGAGUUCUACAGGUUUGGUUCCAAAACGCAAGAGCCAAAUUCAGAAGGAACGUUUUGCGACAGGAGAAUGGAGGUGUUGAUAAGGCUGAUGGCACCUCACUCCCUCCACCCUCAUCUGACAGUGGGGCCCUGACCCCCCCCUCCAGCGCGGCCACACUAACAGACCUGACAAACCCCUCUAUCACUGUAGUGACCUCCGUCACCUCUAGUUUGGACAGCCAUGAUUCGGGGAGCCCUUCGCAAACUACCUUGACAAACCUUUUCUAACAAGCUAUCCCUAGCAGACUGAUUUUUUUUUUUUUAUCUGAUUUUAUUUUGUUUUUUUUAAUUUUUAUUUUUUUUAUUUUUUAUUUUAUUUCUUCAAUUUGCAUUUUAUUUUUUUAAGUGACACCUUUAAAUCUACCAGAGACAGCUCCCUGGAACAGAAAGUGCUGUACUGUGUACACAAACAAGAACAACAAGAGCAAGAACAGCAGCGACCACAUUAAAACACAAGGAAAUCAUUUUAAUGUGUAGCAUUUGAAACCGCAUGGCAGCCGUGUCUGUAAUCGACUUACAGUAUGCUGAGAUUGAUUUUGGACGGGAUAUUUUUGAAGCUGACGGCAUUAGAAAAUUGUCAUGGAUCCCACAAUUCAUCGGAAAAAACCCAACAACUUAACUUGAAGCUUGUCUGGAAACCUAGAUUUUGACUUGAUUUGACUUUAUUUGUACAUUUGUAUUGAAUUAUGAUCAAAUGAGCCCUUCCUAAUUUAUGCUUAAUUGGUAAAUUUUAAAAUAAUAUGAAUAUUUUGCCCUCAGAAACCUGUAUAUGUAUGCACUGUGUUCGCACUAUCCAAUUUAAAGAUUUUUUUCUUUCUGUUUUGGAAUCAUUUGGGAAAUAAACUUGUAGAAUGUUCUGUAUAUGGGUAACUCCAGAAAACAGGCUUUAAUUAUUUCCGAAUGUUUCAGUCUUUGAGACUGAGUUGGAUGGAAUCAGACAUUGAGAUAUCUCACAGAGCUACAUGUCUAAAUUGCAUAAUAAGUACCUAACCAUCGCUGCUUAUACGGCAGGUAGAUGCUGAAACCACACACAUUUUUGUCUUGAUUCGCAGACCUACUGUGAUAAAGAGAAAGAAGCUAAUCCCACAAUCUGUACAGUGGUAACUGUUCAACAUGUAAUGCAGUCACAUUGAUAGAAAUGGUUUGGUAAUUAGAAAUCAGCAGGAGAAAUUUGGAUUGGAGAACAGUUUAUGCACGCUGUUGCAAUCGAUUGUUUUCUUGACAGAGCACUUUUUCAGAUUUGUUGGCCUCAUAGAUUAACCGUAGUCAAGUGGAUGAAUCCUAGGAAACAUAUCCAUAGACCCACAGCUAAACCCAAUUGCACAGUGACAAUAUACUGCCCAGUGAAAAGUGCAUUAUUGUUUUUAUCAUGUUGCUCAGGGUAACAAUGUGAUUUUAAAAAGGGAAAAGGAGUAAGGGGGGUGAGAAAUUCAGUGGUUGCGACGUUGCAGACUAGAUUUGUAGAGCUGACAUGAACAUUCAAAUGACCUCAGAUAGGUGGAGUCGUAAGAGGCAGCCAGUGGGAAAUCAUUGUCCAUGUGUUCUCCUUUUUGGCCAUAUUUAUACUUUCUUUAAUGACACUUGCCACUGAACAGACCAAAAACAUGUUUCUUCUGGCUGAAAGAUAGAGAGAAAAGAAAGACAGAGCAAAAUCUUCAAUGGAGUUGAUACAUUUCAUUGUGAGCGUCACAAUUUGUUCUAUUGUAGAACAAAGUGGUACUCUAGAUCUACUUAAUGAAGUAGAUGCCUAACUCAGUUCUACUAUGUGCCUUAUGCUAUAACUUGGGAGAAAGUUUGUGAAAUUCAGGAUAUAUGUGUUCUUUGUUAACUGAUUCACAUCCUUUUGACGCCUCACUAGUUUUGUACUGUUUUGCAUCUUAUUUCCGAAGAUCUUUUUAUGGUGUAUCCUGUUAAAAAGGGGGCAGCGAUGUCAUAGAAAGCAUUUGUGCACUCUUUCAGAUAUAGUUGGGUAAUCCAAGAAACCUUAUAUAUUGAUCUUCGUGUUAAUAGUUGAGUACAGUAAGUGUUCUAUCAAGAUUGUCCAUGUUUCCCUGUUUCUUGAUAAAGAUGGUGUAUAGAAACUAUUUCCCCUUAAAUAUUUAUGGACCAAACGGUUGUUAUAUAUCUUAUUAAAUUUGUGUGAAUAAAAAAAUACUUUGCUUUAAA
Molecule: messenger RNA, 5115 nt
Organism: Epinephelus moara (kelp grouper)
Lineage: Eukaryota; Metazoa; Chordata; Actinopteri; Perciformes; Serranidae
Gene: lhx9
Product: LIM homeobox 9
Exons: 5
Coding region: 1981-3177 (398 amino acids)
Biological process (GO): neuron differentiation; regulation of transcription by RNA polymerase II
Cellular component (GO): nucleus
Molecular function (GO): DNA-binding transcription factor activity, RNA polymerase II-specific; RNA polymerase II transcription regulatory region sequence-specific DNA binding
Source: RefSeq, a predicted model, not a curated record